This is a messenger RNA of Closterium sp. Naga37s-1, 990 nucleotides long. NCBI's taxonomy places the organism in Eukaryota, Viridiplantae, Streptophyta, Zygnematophyceae, Desmidiales, Closteriaceae. The record is from the annotation of a GenBank genome assembly.
AUGGUCACUCGUGGCGCGUCCGAGCAAGAGAAGAAAGCGCUGGUCGUUUCCCCCAAGUACGCGCCCCCCGCGUUGACCGACAAGUGGCGCGCGGCAUUCUCGAAGGCAACGCAGCGGUUGGUGGAGGUAGACGCGCGCGGGCAGCGGCAGGUGGUGCAGGCGGAGACGCAGAAGCAGCUGGCGGAAGACCGCGCGCGCGGGCGCUGGCAGGUCAUGUGGGAGCGGACGCGCGAGUGGCUGGCGAAGGAGCGCGCGCGCGGGCAGGUAAAAGUGGCGCGGGCGCACGAGAAGGAAAAGGUGGCGGCGGAGAGAGCGGAAGGGCGGUGGGCGUUUGUGAAGGCGAAGGGGGAGCAGCGGAUCACCGCGGCGAGGGUGCGCGGGAUGUACGGCGUGGCGCGCGCGAGGGCGAACGAGCGGCUUACUCAAGUGAGGGCGCAGGGGCAGUGGCAGGUGGCGUGGGCCAACGCGCGAAAGAGACUUGCGCAGGCGGAAGGCACGGUCAAGGCGCGCAACGGUGUUGCGCAGGCGGAGGUGGACGCGCGCCUGGCGCAGGAGAAGGCUCGGGAGCGGUUGCAGGUGGCGAGCGCGCGUGAGCGGGCGCGGAUGGCGGAGGAGCAGGCCAAGGGGCGCGUGAUGCUGGCGAGCGCGCGGACGAACCGGCAGCUGGCGAAGGAGAGAUUGCGCGGGCGCGUGAAGGUGGCGUGGGCAAAAGCCAAAGAGCGCAUUGAGAAGGAGCGCGCCAAGGGGCGGUGGGCCGUGACGUGGGCCAAAGCGAACGAGGCGCUGGCGCGGGAAAGGUCGCGCGGCAGGUGGGACGUGCUGGUGGCGUCCUCGAGGCAGCGGCUGGCGGAGGUACGGGAGAAGGGGCGGCUUGAUGUGGCGUGGAGUGGUUGGAAGUGGUUGGAGGAGCAGCAGUGGCCGAGAAGACAGAAGAGAAUCGCCAGCCCUCUGUCGAAGUUGGGCAAUGGCGCCAAGAUCAUCGACCUGUGA